Molecule: messenger RNA, 495 nt
Organism: Penaeus vannamei (Pacific white shrimp)
Lineage: Eukaryota; Metazoa; Arthropoda; Malacostraca; Decapoda; Penaeidae
Product: pro-resilin-like
Cellular component (GO): extracellular matrix
Source: RefSeq, a predicted model, not a curated record
UGCAAACAAAAUGUUUAAGGUUUCUGUAUUAGUGGCGCUCGCAGUGGCCGUCGCAGCCCGACCCGAGACUCCUUCCUACUCUCCUGCUCACCCAACCCCAUCCUACACGCCUCCUAGUCCAUCCUACAGCGCGCCCGUCCGACCGUCUCCAUCCUACAAUGCUCCCGUUUAUGCUGAUGUUCCACCCCAAUACAAUGCCCAGUAUAACGUAAACGAUGAUUACUCCGGCAACAAUUAUGGACAUCAAGAGGACCGCGACGGCUACAACACUCAGGGAACGUACUACGUGCAGCUCCCCGACGGCCGUGUCCAGAAGGUCACCUACUACGUCGACGGCGACUCCGGCUACGUGGCAGAGGUCACCUACGAAGGGGAAGCUCAGUACCCAGCUUACGAACCAUCUACCUCGUACCAACCCGCCCCAGCUUACCAACCUCCUUCAUCUCCUUCAUACGCCUAAAUUAUUUCUUUCUUAUUUAUUAUACAAAAUAAAUC